Xiphophorus hellerii (green swordtail) is the source of this 12129-nucleotide messenger RNA. It is a transcript of the gene dlgap2b, whose product is annotated as discs, large (Drosophila) homolog-associated protein 2b. Gene Ontology annotation, biological process: signaling. Gene Ontology annotation, cellular component: glutamatergic synapse; postsynaptic specialization. The transcript is spliced from 13 exons. Bases 1413 to 4502 code for a protein of 1029 amino acids. The record is from RefSeq and is a predicted model, not a curated record. Gene Ontology annotation, molecular function: molecular adaptor activity. NCBI's taxonomy places the organism in Eukaryota, Metazoa, Chordata, Actinopteri, Cyprinodontiformes, Poeciliidae.
UUACUGUCAGUUUAAGGAAGCAAAGUAAAGAAAACCACUAUCACAGCUCCCAGAGACCUUGGACACUCAAACCUUCAUCUAUCUGCUCUGCUAAUCGUUUAUAUCUGUAUCAUCUGUUGCUCACAGAUCAUUUUCAUCUUAAGCAGAAAAGUAUUCUCCCACUGAACUUGAGCUGCUCAGAAUACAAAUGCCGCUUACAUUAGAUUCUAAAAUCAAUAGGAUCCUUUCCCAAUCUGUAUUAAUUCCUCUCAGAUUGUCUCUCAACCUUUGAAGCUCUGCUUUCACUGCAGAAUGAAGAGGAUGUUGAAGGAGAAAGGACGUGAGGGGAAUCUGAGGGCAUUUAAACUUUGAGAUCAAGUGUUCUGCUUGAUGGGUGAAAUGUGCGGUUCUAGUUUGGAUAAAAUAAAUUCCCAGACUUUUAAAUGCCCGCUGUUGCGUUGAGUUUAGAAGUGCCGCACUGAAAGGGAACCACUGAUUUUGGCUUUCUUGUUGGUCGUGAUUAAUUUUCUCAAUGGACUGUGUGCCAUUUAAACACCUGGAGGUGGAACACAAAACACGCCAGAUCUCUGAUGCAAGCUGGGUGCUUACAAGAGCACGUGAAAAAUGACUUCUUUUUUUUUCCUUCCCAGAAAAUGAUGUCAUUGCAGUGAGUGGGUUAGAUUUGGGGAGCUGUCAUGUCAUAAUUAAAAGAGGAACAUACAUGAACAUAUGCAAAAGCUUGGAAACGGAGCUGAAUUAUGAGCAUUUCGGUGCUACCGCAGCCUCUGUGAGGAGGAGAUUGUAAAGCAAGCGCAUGAAAAUUGAGAAACGCAGAUGCAAGGAGGAAGCAUGAGUGUGCAUGCUGAUUGGGAUGAGAGUGCGUGGAGCUGCUGAGCUGCAGAACGUCCGAAUCCAGCAGAUGGGAAAGUCCACGUCCUGGCUUUGUGAUGAUCCGUGGGAGCAACAUGCAACUCGCGCCGCUGCCUCGCACUGCUGCAGUGGAGGAGUAAAUGCAGAGCCCGACACUGCUCCAGGUGAUCCACAGCAGCCCAGCAGACUGCUCCCUCCUCAGCCUUCCCUCUCCUCUUCUUCCUCCUUCUCCUUCUUUACCUCCACCUCUUCCUCCUCCACCUUUUCCUCCACUUCCUCUUCCUCCUCCUAUGUCAGCGCUCAUUUUUUCUGUGGGCUUUGGAAAAGAUAAGAAAGGAACAGGAAAAAAAAACACAGAGGAAGAAUCCUGCUUUCCCCUGCUGUUCUCAAAUGAGACACACCUCUGCAUGACUAUCAGCCGCUUCCCUGACAUCGUGUGAAGACGCGCUGCAUAUGUGCUCCAAUGUCUCUGGAACAUAGAGCUGCUGCAAGACCAGAAGUUUACAUCUUGGUCCCCACCUCGGAAGGUAAAUGAAGGCAGACGUCUCCCCCCUGCCAGGAACAUGAAGGGCUUAUCGGGCAGUCGUUCCCAGCAUCAUAUCCCUUUACCUCAUGGUUUGGACUACGAUCCCCACAUUCACGAUUUCCAUGGCCACCAUGGCUCUGACUCCCGCCACCCGUCAUACCUGCUCAGCCCCACAGAGAGCUGCCCCGUGGACUUCCACCACCGGUACUCGCCCCGAAGCUCCAUCCACUCUGACUGCAUGAUGAUGUCCCCUGUCAUGAUGCCCCCACCUGCCGCAUCAGACCACAUCUCCAGCAGCACCUUCCCCAGAAUGCACUACAGCUCUCAGUAUUACGACUCAGCCACCCGGGAAGACUGUGCUGCCAUCACGGCCUCCGCCACCUCGCCGGCUGUCGCUGCUGCGGCAGCCGCUGCUGCUGCCUCCUCCCACCACGCCGGCACUAAAAGCAAUCGCCUUCCAGCUAACCUGCUAGACCAGUUUGAGAAACAACUGCCACUUCACCGCGACGGCUUCCACACGCUACAGUACCAGCGCACGUCCACAACCACUGAGCAACGCAGCGAGAGUCCCGGCCGCAUCAGACACCUCGUUCAUUCUGUUCAAAAACUCUUCACCAAGUCCCACUCUUUGGAGGGGUCAUCCAAGAUGAAUGGCACAAAAGGUGAUGUAGGAGGUGGAGGAGCAGGGUCUUAUUACCAUCAUGGCCACCACUCCACCAAACAUGGCAGCAAGAGGAGCAAAAGUAAAGAACGUAAGCACCGCUCUGGAGGUUGGUGGAGCUCUGAUGACAACUUGGACAGUGACAGCACCUACCGCACCCCGAGUAUAAUGUCGAGACACCACGGGGAACAUGUCAGCCACUGCUACCCAGAAUCCAUGCACAGCCAUCACUUUGGUGAAAUGUCGCUCAAGGGCUCCAAGAGUAACAAUGAUGUCAAGUGCUCAGCCUGUGAAAGCAUGGCCAUGGCACCCGAGGGAAAAUUCAUGAAGAGGAGCUCCUGGUCGACACUAACAGUCAGCCAAGCCAAGGAGGCCUAUAGGAAGUCAUCGCUUAAUUUGGACAAACCCAUGAUGCACACCGACCUCAAAACGUCUUCACGAGCAUGUCAUUACCUUCAGGUACCCCAAGAUGAGUGGAGCGGUUACCCCGGUGACAAAGAUGAGGAGAUUCCAUGUCGCCGCAUGCGGAGCAGUAGCUAUGUCAAAGCUAUGGGGGAGCUGGAGGAUGAAAGCGGAGACUCCGACACGAGUCCUAAGACUUCUCCACAGGCAGCCAUUCGUCCUGAUGCUCUUGUCCUUAAAUCAGCCAUGCAGAGACCCCAUUUAGACUCCCAAAGCCAGGGUUACCACUUGCAAACCAGAGAUUUGCGGCCCCACCCAAGUGUCACGCUGGAUCCUGCCACCUCCUUUCAUCCCCCUCCUUUUCGCUCUCGCAACCAGAGCUACAUGCGUGCCGUUAGCACCCUCAGUCAAGCUAGCUGCGUCAGCCAGGUGAGUGAGACUGAGAUCAAUGGCCAGUUUGAGUCAGUUUGCGAGUCCGUUUUUAGUGAAGUAGAAUCACAGGCCAUGGAGGCCUUGGACCUGCCUGGUUCGUUCCGCACUCGAAGCCACAGUUACCUCCGUGCAAUUCAGGCUGGUUAUUCCCAAGAUGACGACUGCUUGCCUUCAAUGACAUCCUCCACUGUCACUUCAACUCUCAGAUCCACAACAGGCGCCCGUAGUUUAGCUGGGGGGCGUAGGGAGUACGGUAGGUCUGGGAUUCAGUUUCGUCUCCCUACUUCAUGCAGUGUGGACCGUGCUCAGCCACCUCCAGCAGUUUCAUAUCCUCCCAGUUACAAGAAGACCCCACCUCCUGUGCCCCCGCGCGCCACCACCAAGCCUCUUAUUUCUGUGACAGCCCAGAGCAGUACAGAGUCCACCCAGGAUGCCUACCCGGAAGGCAGGCAUUCGCGAGGCGGUCUGUGGACCACGGAUAGCCUUGGACGCCCUAUCUACAGCUCCAUGGACAGCCUGGACAGCACCAAGGCGGUCACCUUGGCCAUGGAAUCAGCGGCAGGCAAGAGGCAUGCGUUGGUGGGAAGUCACACCUCCGUCCAGACAUGUGACAAGGCGGUACUGGUAUCAAAGGCUGAGGAGUACCUCAAAACCCCACGUUCUUCUAUUGGUAUACAGGUGGAGACUGUGACAGACUCUGAGGCUGACAGUAAAGGUCUUCCUCAGUUUCACUCCAUAGGGAUCCAGGUGGAAGAUAGGAAAAGGCACGGGAGGUUCAAGCGUUCCAACAGUGUGACCACGGCGGUGCAAGCAGACUUGGAGCUGGAAGGCUUUCCCUCCAUGGAGGACAAAGGCCUGCAGUUCGGUGGCGCCUUCGGACGCCACUCUGAGCCCAGCACACCAACUCAGUAUGGAGCCAUCCGAACUGUCCGCACGCAGGGUCUUUUUAGCUACAGGGAGGACUACCGGCCUUCCAGUGGGCGCUCCAGCCCCCAGCCUGAACCCUGGUUGGUGGAACCCAGCCUGGAGAGCACUGACUCAGGCCGAGUAUCCCCCCUCCGGAGGGAUGGCAGCUGGUUCAUGCAACUCCUUCGCAAUGAAACAAAGAGGCUUGAGGAAUGGUGCAAAGAGAUGGAAAGAGAAGCAGAGGAACAUGACCUGUCAGAGGAGAUCCUAGGAAAAAUCCGGAGUGCAGUUGGAAGUGCUCAGCUACUAAUGUCUCAAAAGUUUCAGCAGUUUUACUGGCUGUGCCAACAGAAUCUGGACCCCAGUGCCAUGCCUCGACCCACAUCUCAGGACCUGGCUGGAUUCUGGGACCUUUUGCAGCUUACCAUUGAUGACGUCACUGCCAAGUUUGAUGAGCUGGAGCAGAUCAAGAGCAACCAGUGGCAGCUGGUGGAGAGCCCCGAAAAGAAGGAGCAAAAGUGGCCCCCACCUCUGCCAAAGAGGCCAGCCAGGGGCCGUGGUGGUAUGAUGAGGGAGCGCUCUCUUGACCUCCAGGACCGCCAGCGACAGGAAGCCCGCAGACGCCUCAUGGCUGCCAAACGAGCAGCUUCUUUCAGACAGAACUCAGCCACGGAGAGGGCGGACAGCAUUGAGAUCUACAUCCCAGAGGCCCAAACACGGCUUUGAGGUCCACACAAUCCUCCUUAGCUCCUGUAGUCCAUCUCCAUCUGACACCAGCAGGUCGCGGCACAACAUCUGCCCUAUAUCUCCUGUUUGCUGAAUUUUUUUACAUGCUGUCCUGGCUGUCCCUGAAAAGAAAAUACACUAGGCAAAGAUUUUAACAGAAAAUGUUAUCCCUUUUUUAUCUACAUAAAUGACAACAGUGAUGAAUGAUCAAAUGCAGCCAUCUUAAAGACACGGGAGUCUGAUUUUUGACCACAUUGUUAAGCCCCGAUAAUCUGGAAUAAUGAUACAGCAAACAAUUUUUUUCAAUUUUCAUUUGAUAUUCUUCAGCUAAAAGUCACCAGCCAAACAUAAUAAAUACAGAGGUUGUUAAUGUCCACAAAAUCUACCUUUGCCAACUGUAUCUUAAAGAUCACAGGGACAUUUGCCAAUGGCUGAGAACAAGCUAACAUAAAGUAAAAUAACAGCUGCCCGAAUUAAAUCAAUUUUCAGACUUCUUUUGUCUUUUUUGGUCCACCUAAAUUAUUGCUGUUCCUGAACUGUGUCAAAGGACAAAAACACUUUUUUUUCCAUUCAGAGAAACAAAGCGCUACUUUCCCCUGGUGGCAACAAUGGUCUGUGGCUGAAGCACCCUUUGUGUUUCCUCUAUCACUCAAAGUUACCAUAUUAUUUCUUUGCAGUAUAAUUUUAAAUUUCUUUGCUUUUUCCUUAUUAUUAUUUUUUUAAAUACGGUGAAAACCUGAAGAAGAGUUUGACUUUUUAAAAUUAAGCGUUCAAUUUGCCAUGGUUGAUGUGGCAAGUACUUCACAUAUUUUUCUUUGAUCGUUCUUUAAUCAGUCGUGCUGCAGCCAUUAGCCAUUGUUGCCGGCUAGGAUUUAAAAAAAAUAAAUAAAUAACACUAAAGAAUCCAUCCAGAAAUCAUUUCCAUCCCUGCAAUACCAUUCAGUCUUAGGACUUUUUUAAAGACGUGUGAAUUACUAGCUGCUGUCCACAUUUCCACUGCAGAACAAAUAUGAAUUAUUAACAAAAAAAAAAAGAUUUACACAGCCUGAAAAAGGUUAUUUCAACCAAUGCAUUUUGCACCUUAUAAUAUUCAUGUUUGUAUUUCCAAGGGAAAUGUAGUUUAUGACGCUCAUGUGAUAUUGUUGCAGUUGAAUUGCAAGAACAGAGAUGAAAAAUCUACUACAGAAUUUCAUAUAUAAAUAUAUAUAUAUAUCUAUAUAUAAGUUGUAGAAAUUGCACCUUGUUUCCUUUUUUUAAUGGCAUUAAUGGCACUUUUAAGUAAGCUUUUAUGAUUCUAACACUUUUAAUUCUACUUAUAGUAUCUAUCAUAAGACCAAUUUCAGAGUUUAUGCUAUACAUUUACUAUUUCCGGUAAUAACAGGCAUUGGUUGAUAUGACAGAUCGUCUGUCUGGUUAUUAAGUAAUAUUUCUUAGCUGAGAGUUUCCAUUCUGCACUGCAUCUGACUUUCUGUUCUCGUUUGAUCUGCUUGUGUAGUUCUAGGGAAAACAGGUGCAAAUGACACUUUAACAAUAUUCAGUUACUAUAAUAAAUGGUGCUGCUUUUUACUCUAAAACUGUUGUCCCUCACCCAGUCCUACACACACACACACACGCACACCCACACACACACACACACACACAAAUAACAGUACUUUUUACACUGAGAUUUAUUAACAUGUCUCCCCGAUGGUUGAGUGUGACAAUUUUGCAAUGUUGUUACUUUCAGUGAAUUAAAUGAGGAGACAGUUGUUUUAGUUCAGAUUGUUGCCCAGAAUAUAGUAAAGGGAGUUUUACUGAGAUGAAUAACAUUAUUAUUACUAUUAUUAUUGAGCAGGAGGGAAAACAGGUUUGACAUUCCAACAACUUUUAAAAUAAAAUUAAGGAUACAUCAUGGUUUUUAUUUUUCCUCACACUUCCAGUUCAUUCCCACUCAUCUCCAUUUGCCAGUCCAACCUCGGAUAAUUAAAACAAAUGCUGAGGUUGCCACCAUGAUCAUGGUGGGUUAGAGUGUUUCCUGUUUUAAUCUUAACACGUUCAGCGGUGGGGAGCAGUCUGCGUUCUCUGUAUGAGGUGGUGAAAAGUUAAGAGGGAUAAUGACACUAUUUAAUUAUAAUUUCUACUGGCAACAAGGCUCAGCAUGAGCUGGACUAUUUUACUCCAGGAUGAGUGCGCUAAAUCUGAAACCUUUACCCUAUGGCCUUACCAAAACACUAAUGAAUGUAGAGAUGACAUUGAUGCAAAAAAUGUCCCAGGAGAUUGGGGAUUGCAAAAAUUUCAAAUAAAUACAAUGGGAUGACAGGGUGUUUUGAUUUCGUUUGUUUGUCCAUGCAAAUUGUUGUAUAUUUAAUUUCCAGUAUGAAACAGGGCAAACAUAUUAUUUACUUUUUAAUGAGUUGAAUUUUGUUAGCUCAUGAAUGAGCAACUGGGUAUUGAGCCUGAACUCACAAAAAAAGUGUAGCAUUUUUAGAACAUCGAAAGUUUAGAACGAGUUCACAGAAAAUGCUCAAACAAAGUAAAUAGAUUAAACUUUUUUCAGAUAUAUCAUUAACUUUGCUACAGUGCUUUACAGAAGUAUGUACACCCCUUACACUCCUUGGAUAGUAUAUUUUACACAUAUAAAUCUGCAAAUUGGCGCACAUUUGAAUUCAGCCAUUUUAUUAUGAAUUCCAAUAUAAGGCCUAGUUAAAACCUAAAGUCAACUAAAAAUUGUUAUUCACAAACAAUCCUUCCACAGCUGUAUUUAUUUGAUGGCAACUGGCUGAACUAAAUCUAUUUUGGGGUUUAUCAGAGUAGAUAGAAAAUUACCUUGACAUUUUUCGGGUGUUAAUUUGUUUCAAAAGUGGAAAGCCACAAAUCACUUUCCUUCUACUUUAAAACAAUGUCUUGGUCUAUCACAUAAAAUCCUAAUAAAAUACACAGUUACUGAUCUGUACAUACAUUAUAAAUAUGCUUAUUACAAAUAUUUUUACAUUAUUUAUUUCAGGUUGUGUUAACUACUUUAAAGGUCUAAUUUAAGCAAAAAACAAACAAACAAACAAUAUAUUUUAUAGAUGUGUGCCCACUAUAGAAUAAAGGGAUCGCAGCAUACAUUUGCUCAAUAAGUCCAGUGCAUUAUAGACGUACAAUAAACUGUUAAGAUGGUAAGGGCUUAGUCUUUACAGGUCGCUUUUUUUUUUUCAACAUUAUUGUUUAUAUUACUUUGCUUAAAAUGAUUUAUGUUGUGGCAGAGUGGUAGAGAGGGAAAAAAACACACAAUGCCAUUUUUUCAAUUAUUUUGAGCAUGAUUUGAGAUUGGUUGUGUUUCUUAUGUUUGAAUUAGACACUAAAACAAUGUAAUGUAAAAUACUUACAAUUUAUCACAUUAUGUUUUUAAAAUUUGGUCAAGACCUUCAAUGAACACAUUUGCUUCCCAAAAAUGUGAGAACUUAUGCAAAAGGUUUUUCAGAUCAUAGUGGCCACUCUUACUGUCAUCCGAAGCUUUACUUCCUGUUUAGUCUUUCAUCUUCAUUUCUCCCUGGUUGUCUUUAUCAACAUCUCAACUCAUCUUGUAGAAGGACGCAUCUGCUGAAAACACCACAGUUGUUUAAUCUCGAUUGAGCGACGGUUGACGGGCUACUUUUACAAUCUAACUGCUCUUCCACCUGACUGAAGUCAGACAAAGUCUACUUCCCACAGACUGCAAACUGUGACUCCAUCAUGUCUACUGCUGCUGAUCUGGUGGCCUCUAUCACCAGUGCAGGUUUUAAAUUAAAUUAAGAUUAAACUGAGCUUCUCACAGCUUUAAAUUCGUGUUUCUGUUUUACUUGCGUGACAGUUGGUAUGAGUCAAAUCUGUCAUUAUCUUUCCUCCUUUGGGACAUUGUGUUCUGGUACUUUAAAAGAGGUGGGACUGAGACGCAAGAGCAAAGUGAUAAGGAUUAUCUCGAAAUACACUCACAACUUCAUAGUGUUUUGAGUGAAAAAUCAUGUCACUUCAGCUGCUUUCACAGUUGGACUGAAAUCCUGACACCAGGAUGUUCUUAGAAGUUACAGGGACAGUGUUGGAAAUGACUACGCAUCUACAGUAAUACAUUGUAAGGGGUAUAAGAUACACAAUUACAAUAUCAGAAAUCACACAAAGUGUUUCUUGUAGUAUUUUGCAGGGACGUUAUAAUAUCAUGGUGCCAUUUUCGUACCAUUAUCUUUGAGUUGCUAUAAAUGUUUCCUGUGUUUUUCAUCACUCUCCCAACCAUUUUAUAUGGGGCUUAGAAGUUGGGCAACUAUGUACAUGACAAAUCCUCAGGUGCCUUACAGUUUGAUUCUCUUAGGACUGAGCAAAUGAUUUGGUUUGAGGUUUGUGAAAGAACUGCAAGACCUUUUAGAGUUUGUACCUUCAUAAAGGGCUGGAAACUAUAUGCUUGGUUGGAUCACAGAGUUAAAAGUGGAACAACAUUUACAUUUGCCUGUUUCAGUUGUCCUGAUUUAGCACAAUAUAGUCUAGAUAAAAGACAUCAAAGAAGAGAAAUUGCUGACGUUUAUUCUGGUCACAAUUCAAUGUAUUUGGUUCAGACCUUAGUAAAUGUGUUAGUAUAAUUUCAAAUACUUUUUGAUUCCAUAUAUAAAAAACACUUUAAAAACUAAUCAAAGGAAGGUAAUUGUUUCAGAUUAUAUUUUUUCAUUCAUAAGUGUCUUUACUGUCACCUUCUGUUUGCCCAUUUUGGAAUCUUGGUGUAUAUUAGAGUUGGAGGCUGGACCAGCUGAAAAAAGUGCAAUAGUAUUUUAUUACAAUGACAGACAGGCUGGCCUGGAGCUAUUUACCUCAUGGUUGAGUGUUUUAGCGAACGUUAUUAGGAGCAGUUAUAAGCUCCACGUGAACGCUUUUUCAUGCCUGUGUACUAUGCAGCAGUGCCUCUGCAGGGUGGCUGAGGUUGCAGGCCUCUGUGCAGAUUGAACUUCAUACAAGAGACCGCUAAAGGCACCAUGUACAUUGGGAUAAAUGCAUCAGAAGGAAACACAACCAGAAUGGGAUACAGCUAAUCUGCCAGUUGGUAUUUAGUUUACACUGAUAUAAAAUGUUUAACAUUUAAAUAUCGUUCAAGGACUCACAAGAAUAGGUCCUUAUAGAGUUGCUACCCAUAUUUUUUAUCCAUAUCAAAAGCACCAUAUUUUAGAUCAUUUCACUGAAGUUAAACCUCACAGAAGUCUAGGUGCUGAAAUAACCAUCUUAUUGUAUUACAUGUUGGUUUUAUUUUAUUUUAUGUUAAUAUUUGACUAAUUAGUAAACACCAAAACCAUCCAGUGCACAUAAACUUUAGAUCAGCAGUGUAAUGGCAUAUUCUCUACUACUCAGUUAAGUUUCAGCUCAUGAUUUUGAGGAUUUUUGUAAACUCAUUCAACUUUCAUUAUUUCCAACAUUGUUGCUCUACAAUAUUCUUGUUCUGUUUUCAUAAUUCACAUGAUGACAUCAGAACUCGUUUCUGUCCAAGCAUCAAGCAAAUAUGAACAUUUACUGUGAGGCUCGUGUAAACCUCAUCUCUAUGUAUGAGUGUUUCUGCCUUUCAAGCAAUAACCCUCAUUUAAGUGUUACAAAUGUUUUUGUGUUGGUUUCUGAAGUCAAAGGAAUAUUUGAUGAUUCCUUAGCUGGUUAAAGAAUAGUUUGUCACAAUAGGUUGUAUGCCUAUUUCACUUUAUUUGAUCAGAAAAGACUUCUGUUAAACACAUCUCCUGUGAACUUAGAAAAGUUACUGAUUUGUUUAAAGGUUGUUGUUUUUUUCAAUUGCUAGCCUACCACAUAACAAAUGCAAUCAUGUAAAACCAAUACUUGGUAUUCAACAAUGUGGUAAAAGAGUAUCGGUCGCCUAAACUCAUCAUCGGGAUGAAUGUCAUAUUAUGUUUUAGCUUUUAGUGAUUUAGUUACAUACAUCAAUGCCUUUUAAACACAAGCGCUGGGUGCCUGAGUUUGAAUUGGAUAUUUAAUUUAAUCCAGAAAGAAUUAUACAUACUUAAGCCCUAAUGUAGACACAAGUAACAUAACGCACAGCUGCUUUUUGGAUAGCUUUUCCAUAGUAAGUUGCAUAGAAACCAAAUUUGUUUUGUAGGCAUCGAUCACAUCAUAAUUCUAACUGGCAACGUGAUCAAUCCAUUUAUUGCAAAAUGUAGAGAUUGCACAGAUCAAGCUUUUAAACAUGCCCCAUAAAUUUUAAUCAAAGUCAAAGCUAUUUCAUAAGAACAAUGCUAUCCUGCUUAAUCUACUAUAAUGUCUUGUUCAGUCAACUGUGUCUAAGUAUCAACCAUUUGGCUGUUAAGGUGAGGUAAGAUUUAGGAAUUUAAAGCUAGUAAUCUGCCUUAUUAAUUCCACCAACUUUUUACAAUGCUUAAGUACGACCGGUAGCAAAAACAGCUCCACAGCCCAAUACUACCACCUCCAUGCUGGGCAGUUGGCACAGUGUUCUUUGACUAGUGCUCCUGGCCAGCACUAGACAAAGUGUCUAUGAUGAUAUAAAACUAGCUUCAUUAUAGAUCAGGGCAGGUGUUCCAGCAUUUCCUAGUUUAUGAUACACUGUAGCCUGGUGGUUCUUGUGUUCUUCUUGAACAUGCUUGCCAAUCACUUUGCAACUGAACAUUACAAAUCGGGUCAUAUGAUUGAAAUUUGGAGACACAUUAGUGUUCUGGCAGGACAGAGAUCCGAAACACAUAUCAAUUUAGUUGGGGAAUAGAUGGAGCAGAUUAAAUUAGGUCCCUGAAAUGGUCUCAAAGCUAAACCCUGCUGUAAAAUUAUGGACCAUGUUUGAACGCCAGGUCCCCGGCAGGAUAACAAAUCCAGAAAAGUACUCAAAUAUUCUCAUAUUGUCUAUGGGUACAUGAAAAUGGCUGUGGUCAAGGUGCAACAUGUUAAAAGUUCCUUUGCUAAAUAAUGGUGCCAGUGCAUGUAUAUAUUUAAAACUGUUUAGUUCUGACUGUGAAGAAUAUAAACAAAUCUACAAUAAAUUCAAACCUGUGCACCCAGUUCUUGUUUAACAUUACGUAAUAUUUUUUUGUAUGGUGGAGAAAGGAACAACUCAAACACAUCACUAACAGCCACAUCCACGAUGACUGCAUGUCAACUUUAGACCAAAGCUCUACAAGUAGGUUACUUUUUGAAAGGGCUAGCAAUUUAGCCAGCUCCAAGUCCUUAUGCUAAGCUAGGAGAGGUGCUAAUUUAAUAUUUCCCGCACAAGACAUAGUGGUGUCAAAGAUCAACACUGAAUUGACAAACUAUUCUUUUCACCAGGCAGCAUUAGGAUUAAUAUCCACAAGUUUGUUUUGUGUAAUUUAUUUUAUUAUAUUUGGGGUUUUUUCGUUGCAGCUUCAGUGUCCAUCUGUGUAAUGGGCCUGACUAAAUGUACAAAUCCAGCACUGACUCUGAGGGGCACUAAUACUAGUCAUAUUAUAACAGUUCUACCAGAAUUGCACAUUAUGUAAUUUGGAUAUAUUUUGUGUAUAAAUAUGAAACUGCUAAAGAAAACAUAUUUUUCAGUGUUUUAUGAAGAGAUAGAACAGACACCGUUUUGUUUGACUUUGGUGGAGAAAUGUGUUGUGGGUUAUGGGUAGAAAAAAACCCCCUAAAAUGACAUCAAAACCAUCAGAUAGUAUAUACAGGUUUGUGGUUA